Molecule: messenger RNA, 507 nt
Organism: Capsella rubella
Lineage: Eukaryota; Viridiplantae; Streptophyta; Magnoliopsida; Brassicales; Brassicaceae
Product: cytochrome c oxidase-assembly factor COX23, mitochondrial
Exons: 3
Coding region: 143-358 (71 amino acids)
Source: RefSeq, a predicted model, not a curated record
GCCGCACACUUUAUUUUGGGCCAAACAUAGAGGCCCGAUAAUGAAUUUAUAAGCUUGAGUGUCUGAAAGGCCCAUUUUUAACGAGGUAUCCGCACGCACGGAAUUCGUUGUGAGAGAGAGAGAGAGAGACGGUGAUCGGGAAAUGACGACGAAAGGCGCGGCUGCGGCGUACCCUAGCGCGGCUCGGAUAUCUGAUUCUCCAUGUUAUCUUCAGUACUCUGCUUCUCUCAAAUGUCUUGAAGAAUUUGGAUCCGACAAGAGUAAAUGCCAGGAUCAUUUUGAUGUGUACAAAGAAUGCAAGAAGAAAGAGAGGGAAGCUCGAUUGGAACGCAAUAAGACACGUUCGUUGUUCUCGUGAAUGCCGAUGAUGUCUUAGAAGGUCAACUUCUAGUAUCCUGUUUUUUCAUUUGCAAUGACACCUCUGAAAAGUGGUGCUCUGUAUUUACUUACUUGUUUGUAUGGUCUUGAAUAAAUCAGUAUCAAGUGGAAAUGUGUUUGUUAAUGUUA